This is a messenger RNA of Seriola dumerili (greater amberjack), 4570 nucleotides long. Its product is annotated as protein NLRC3-like. Gene Ontology annotation, molecular function: protein binding. The transcript has 10 exons. The coding region runs from base 262 to 3654 and encodes 1130 amino acids. Lineage: Eukaryota; Metazoa; Chordata; Actinopteri; Carangiformes; Carangidae. The record is from RefSeq and is a predicted model, not a curated record.
CCAUGAUGCCAUCUAGUGGACUGAUAGGAGAAGUACUGCAGCUGAUGGCAGCUUUCCUCUUCAUCACUGCUGUCUGUCUGCAUUCAACUGAAACACUAUGAUAUAAAACAGAGAGAAAGAGCCAGUCUGUGGAGGAGCAGCUGGUAUUUUUACAGGAGAAAUUAUGUAAAUUUCAGCUGAUGUGCAGAUGAAUGAUGUGUGUUUCUUUCCACAUGAAGGUAGAAAGUGUGUGUGAGCUGAUGUGGAUGUGAACUCAGCAGCAUGGAUCAGUGUGAGGACAGAGAGGAGGGAGCCCCUCCCUCUAAAACCACUGAGUGUGGGAAACAUGAGAGCCAGACCAGAGCUCAGAGUCCAGAGCAGCAGCACACACCAGACUCUGCUGGACCUGGACCAGGACCCAGCUGUGUGUCCAUGAAGAGCAACCAAUCAAUGUCUCCUCCUCUUAAAUUCAGCCAAUCUGUUGAUGGAAGGAUCCAGCAGCAGAGACCAGACUCUCCUGAACCAAGCUGUCUGUCUUUAAAGAGCGACCGGUCGAAGGGCAAGCUCAUUGGUUUUAAAAGACAACGUCCAUCAGCUGAUCAGAUAGUGGACCAGGAGAGCUCAGAGGUUCCCAGUGGUCAGUCUGCCCAGCAGCAUCAAACACAGCUGGACUCCAUAUUUAUGAUGCUGGAGGAGAACAUGGUCACUUUUGUGAAGAACGAGCUGAAGAAGAUCCAGAAGGUUCUGAGUCCAGAUUUCCCACAAGGCUUAGAGUGUCAGGGGGAGGAUGAGGAGGUGCUGGAUGGUGAGGAUGAAGAGCAGAGGAGGAGCAGCAGAGAGGCAUUUCUGAAGAUUACAGUGAACUUUCUGAGGAGAAUGAAGCAGGAGGAGCUGGCUGACUGUCUGCAGAGCAGAACACCUGCUGCAUUUAGUCAACGUAAACUCAAAUCUACUCUGAAGAAGAAGUUCCAGCUUGUGUUUGAGGGGAUCGCUAAAGCAGGAAACCCAAACCUUCUGAAUCAGAUCUACACAGAGCUCUACAUCACAGAGGGAGGGACUGGAGAGGUCAAUGAUGAACAUGAGGUCAGACAGAUUGAAACAGCAUCCAGGAAACCAGUCAGACCAGAAACAACCAUCAGACAAGAAGACAUCUUUAAAGUCUCACCUGGAAGAGAUGAACCAGUCAGAACAGUGAUGACAAAGGGAGUGGCUGGCAUUGGGAAAACUGUUUUUACACAGAAGUUCACUCUGGACUGGGCUGAAGACAAAGCCAACCAGGACAUACAGUUCACAUUUCCAUUCACCUUCAGAGAGCUGAAUAUACUGAAAGAGAGAAAGUUCAGCUUGGUGGAACUUGUUCAUCACUUCUUUACUGAAACCAAAGAAGCAGGAAUCUGCAGGUUUGAUCAGUUCCAGAUUGUGUUCAUCUUUGACGGUCUGGAUGAGUGUAGACUUCCUCUGGACUUCCACAACACUGAGAUCCUGACUGAUGUUACAGAGUCCACCUCAGUGGACGUGCUGCUGACAAACCUCAUCAGGGGGAAACUGCUUCCCUCUGCUCGCCUCUGGAUAACCACACGACCUGCAGCAGCCAAUCAGAUUCCUCCUGAGUGUGUUGGCAUGGUGACAGAGGUCAGAGGGUUCACUGACCCACUGAAGGAGGUGUACUUCAGGAAGCGGUUCAGAGAUGAGGAUCAGGCCAGCAGGAUCAUCUCCCACAUCAAGACAUCACGAAGCCUCCACAUCAUGUGCCACAUCCCAGUCUUCUGCUGGAUCACUGCUACAGUUCUGGAGGAGGUGUUGAAAACCAGAGAGGGAGGAGAGCUGCCCAAGACCCUCACUGAGCUGUACAUCCACUUCCUGGUACUUCAGUCCAAACUGAAGAACAUCAAGUAUGAUGGAGGAUGUGAGACAGAUCCACACUUUAGACCAGAGACCAGGAAGAUGAUUGAGUCUCUGGGAAAACUGGCUUUUGAGCAGCUGCAGAAAGGAAACCUGAUCUUCUAUGAAUCAGACCUGACAGAGUGUGGCAUCAAUAUCAGAGCAGCCUCAGUGUACUCAGGAGUGUUCACACAGAUCUUUAUAGAGGAGAGAGGCCUGUACCAGGACAAGGUGUUCUGCUUCGUCCAUCUGAGUGUUCAGGAGUUUCUGGCUGCUCUUCAUGUCCAUCUGACCUUCAUCAACUCUGGAGUCAAUCUGCUGUCAGAAGAACUAACAACAUCCAAGUUGUCCAAGAGAAGAAAAUUUGAAUCUACAGGGACAAACUUCUACCAGAGGGCUGUGGACGAGGCCUUACAGAGUCCAAGUGGACAACUGGAUUUGUUCCUCCGCUUCCUCCUGGGUCUUUCACUGAAAACCAAUCAGACUCUCCUACGAGGCCUGCUGAUGGAGAGAGGAAGUGACUCACAGACCAAUCAGGAAGUAGUCCAGUACAUCAAGAAGAAGAUCGAAGAGACUCCCUCUGCAGAGAAAAGCAUCAACCUGUUCCACUGUCUGAAUGAACUGAAUGAUCGUUCUCUAGAGAAGGAGAUCCAACAAUUGUUGAGUUCAGGAAGUCUCUCCACAGAUAAACUGUCUCCUGCUCAAUGGUCAGCUCUGGUCUUCAUCUUACUGUCACCAGAAGAAGAUCUGGACGUGUUUGACCUGAAGAAAUACUCCGCUUCAGAGGAGGCUCUUCUGAGGCUGUUGCCAGUGGUGAAAGCCUCUAACAAAGCUCUACUGAAUGGCUGUAACCUCUCAGAGAGAAGCUGUGAUGCUCUGGCCUCAGUUCUCAGCACCCAGUCCUCUAGUCUGAGAGUCCUUGACCUGAGUAACAACAACCUGCAGGAUUCAGGAGUGAAGCUGUUGUCAGCUGGGCUGGAGAGUCCACACUGUUCACUGGAAACUCUCAGGCUGUCAGACUGUCUGAUCACAGAGGAAGGCUGUGCUUCCCUGGCCUCAGCUCUGAGGUCCAACCCCUCCCAUCUGAGAGAGCUUGACCUGAGCUACAAUCAUCCAGGAGAUUCAGGAGUGAAGCUGUUGUCUGCUGCACUGGAGGAUCCACACUGGAGACUGGAGACUCUCAGGGUGGAGCCUGGUGGAGUCCAAUGGUUGACACCAGGUCUGAGGAAGUAUUCAUGUGAACUCACACUUGACACCAACACAGUGAACACAAAGAUCAAACUGUCUGACAACAACAGGACGAUGACACAUGUGGAGGAGGAUCAGUCAUAUCCUAAACAUCCAGACAGAUUUGACCAGUCUCCUCAGCUCCUGUGUAGAACUGGUCUGACUGGUCGCUGUUACUGGGAGGUCGAAUGUAGAGGAGGGGUUUACAUAUCAGUGAGUUACAAAGGAAUUAGAAGGAGAGGAAACACAGACGACUGCAGGUUUGGAAGGAACGAUCAGUCCUGGAGUCUGUUCUGCUCUGAUGGUGGUUCCUAUGUCUGGUACGAUAAGAGAGGAAGAACCAUUCCCUCCUUCUCCUCCUCCUCCUCCUCUGGCUCUCACAGAGUAGCAGUGUAUGUGGACUGUCCUGCUGGCACUCUGUCCUUCUACAGAGUCUCCUCUGACUCACUGAUCCACCUCCACACCUUCAACACCACAUUCACUGAACCUCUGUAUCCUGGGUUUGGGUUCUCAGUCCACUCUUGUUCUGGUUCCUCAGUGUCCCUGUGUUUAGAGUCUCCGAAAUGAUUCUAUUUAAACUUCUUCCUCUUUUUGUCCUUUAAAGAUGGAAGCUACGAAUAACUUUCCUUUCUUUUCACAAUAAAAGCUUUGCUGUGAAUAUCAGUUUUUUACAUUCUCUGAAUCUUCGGACAAUUGAAUGCUAAACAGGUGAAUAAGAAUUGAUAUUUAAUUUUAAAGCCAAUGGCCAAAGGGAAGACAGAAAUUCUCCAGGAGAAGAACUUGUUUUGUUUCUGUCCCAGUCUCUCGUGCUGUUGAAAGACUUGUCAAAAGUUUUGAGGUGAUGGGUUUCAAUCCUCAGUGAACUCAAUGAAGGUUGAAGUCCAACACCUACAGUGAAAUCAAAAUCUCUGACAAAGUUGUGAGACAUUUAGAGGUUGUGUAUUUAAGCAAUUCCAAAAGACCAACACCCCACUGAAAGACUGAAAAGCUUUUAGAAAUGUCUCCAGUGUCUCUGACUAAAUAUGUCUUGGUGUUAGAAGACUCUUCAGGUGUUUUACAGUCACUGGUUCCAUCCUCAGAUGCCUCAGUGAAGUCUGAAGUCCAACACGCAAAGUGGGAAACUUCUAAAACUGUGGUUGAAUGAUUUAGAAAGCUCCCAACUACCAUCAAGAGUUUGAGUUUUGAAACCAUAAGCAGCUGAAUUUUAAUGUAAAAUAGAUGUUUGUUAUUAAGUUGUUGUUUUUUUAAAUAAAUGAUGAAAAUGUUUUGCAUUUUUUACUCUUUUAAAGUGUCUAAGUGGUUUCCUGUUUUUCAUGUUUUAUAGUAAAUCCCCAGGCUGUUAACAACACUUACUGGGGAUAUUUUAAAUACAUAUGUCAUGUCCAUCAUUUGCUUUUUUGAAAUGUUGUCUUGAAACCAUAAGCAGCUGAAGUUCUAUGUAAAUUAGAUGUUUUUUAAUAAAGAGUUUUGUCUUCUGUCUUGA